Messenger RNA from Lethenteron reissneri (Far Eastern brook lamprey), 3120 nucleotides. RefSeq names its product YTH domain-containing family protein 3-like. Gene Ontology annotation, cellular component: cytoplasm. NCBI's taxonomy places the organism in Eukaryota, Metazoa, Chordata, Hyperoartia, Petromyzontiformes, Petromyzontidae. Gene Ontology annotation, molecular function: N6-methyladenosine-containing RNA reader activity; mRNA binding. The record is from RefSeq and is a predicted model, not a curated record. Gene Ontology annotation, biological process: mRNA destabilization.
UUUGUGAGGAGGCGAAGGAGGUGGCGGCGGUGGUGGUGGAGGUGGUGUGGGCGGCGGUGGCGGAGAAGAAGCAGCAGCAGAAGGAGAGUGACACUCUAAGAAGCAGGAACGACGAGGUGGGGAGCCGACGACGAGGAGGAGACAGGAGUGGGUGGCGAGUGGCCGGUGUGGCCGGGGAUGAUGUCCGCGCCCAGCAUCGAGCAGAGACCAAAAGGACAAGGGAAUAAAGUUCAAAAUGGAACCGUGCAUCAAAAGGAUGGGGUGACUGAUGACGAGUUUGACGCCUACCUUGGUACCCAGACCAACCAGGGUAACAGCUACCCCCGGAUGUCCGAGUCCUACAUGCCCAGCUACUACGGUCCCUCAAUGGGAUUCCCGUCGUACUCUCUAAGCGAGGCGCCCUGGUCAACGGGCGGGGAUCCCCCCAUGCCGUACCUCCCCACCUACGGACAGCUGAGUAACGGGGAGCACCACUUCUUGCCGGACACGAUGUUCGGGCAGCCAGGUGGGCUGGGUAGCACCCCCCCUUACUUGAGCCAGCACGGCGCCUUCAGCUUCUUCCCCAGCAGCGGCGUGGACUUCUCCGCCUGGGCUACCAGCACCUCCCAGCCGGCGCAGUCGCAAAGCUCCCCGUACAGCAGCAGCUACGGCUACCCGCCGGCGCCCGGCUCUGCUCCCCUCAUGGACGGCUCGGGAGGCUUCCACGGUGACGCGCUGGGCAACAAGCUGGUGCCUCCACCCAUGAUCAACAGCAUCGAGCAGGGUAUGACCGGACUCAAGAUUGGCUGCGGCGUCGGCGUUGUCGGUGCCCCCGCCGAACUGGCCAAACCGGCGCACGCCGCCGUGGGCAGCCCAGUUGUUGGCAGCGGUGUCGCUGUGGGGGGUGGAAUGCCUGUGCAGGCCACAGCGACCCCGCAGCCGCCCGUGUCGCAGCCCAAGCCCACGUCCUGGGCGGCCAUUGCCAGCAAGCCGGCAAAGCCCCAGCCCAAGCUCAAGCCCAAAUCGGGGCCUGGUUCUGCCAACGUGGUCCCGGUUGCAGCCGCUUUGCCGCCACCGCCCAUCAAACACAACAUGGACAUCGGCACCUGGGAUAAUAAAGCGCCCCAGAGCAAGGCAUCUCCACCGCACCAGCACCAACACCAGCAGUUGCAGCAGCAGCUGCAACAACAGCAGCAGCAGCUGCAACAGCAGCUGCAACAACAGCAACAACAACAGCAUCAGGUGCAGCACGUGCCACUUCACAUGGCUGCACCGCCACCUCAGCCAUCUCCACCCCAGCAGAUGCAGCAGCAGCCCAUGGUGCAGCCUCCCAUGCCGGGCCAGCAGCAGACCUUCCAGAUGGCGUAUGGCCACGUGGGGCCGCCGCCACAGCAGCAGCACUUGCUGCCCUCGCAGUCGCCACAGCAGCAGCAUCAUCAUCAUCAGCAGCAGCAGCAUCCGCAGCAGCAUCCGCAGCAUCUGCAGCAGCCACUGCAGAACCGCUGGGUGGCGCCGCGCAACAGGACUGGGGACGGCCCCCCCACGGUGAACGUGCCGGGCCUGAUUCCCAUCAGCGUGGCGCAGCCGGGCCUGGGCCAAGAGGUGCACCCGGUGCUGGAGAAACUCAAGUCCAUGAACAGCUACAACCCCCGUGACUUUGACUGCAGCCCCAAGAAUGCGCGCGUGUUUAUCAUUAAGAGCUACUCGGAGGACGAUAUCCACCGCUCUAUCAAGUACUCUAUCUGGUGCAGCACGGAGCAUGGCAACAAGCGACUUGAUUCUGCUUACCGCUCCUUGCAGAGCAAAGGGCCCAUCUACCUGCUGUUCAGCGUCAACGGGAGCGGACACUUCUGCGGUGUGGCCGAAAUGAUGUCGCCAGUGGACUACCAGACGUGUGCCGGCGUGUGGUCGCAGGACAAGUGGAAGGGCAAAUUCGAGGUGAAGUGGAUCUAUGUGAAGGACGUGCCCAAUGCCCAGCUGCGCCACAUCCGGCUGGAGAACAACGAGAACAAGCCGGUGACCAACUCGCGCGACACACAGGAGGUGCCGCUCGAGAAGGCCAAGCAGGUGCUGAAGAUCAUUGCCGCGUACAAGCACACCACCUCCAUCUUCGACGACUUUGGCCACUACGAGAAGCGCCAAGAGGAGGAGGAUAACCUCAAGAAGGAACGUCAGACCCGUACCAAAUAGCGUGCGGAGCUUGGCGACGCGCCACUGGAACUUGUGCUGACACUGUGCAGGCUUGGAGAAGUGAAGCUUUGCUAAUAUAGCAGCACUGCACCAAGAGAUGAUGACGACGACGAUGGUGAUGAAGGGGGAAAAAAAGCAGCUGCUUCCUUGUGCGUUCAGUGGUAUCUCGCUUCUGUCUUUAACGCUGUCCCUUUGAAGCGUAGUAGCAAAUAAACGGUAUAGAUGGUCGUAUAUACCUAAUUACUAUGACUAUUAAUCUCGUGAAUGGUUCACAAAAAUGUUGAUUAAAAAAAUCUUUCAUUGAUUUUGUUUUUGGAGACUGACCUGAUAUCCAUGUCGUACCCAUUUUUUAAAAUAACUCUAUUGUAGUUUUUUGCUAUUUUUGUGAUGUGUAAUCUGAAUCUCAUUUUGCGGCUGUGAUUUGUGUAAGCAGUGAUACUAUGCAUACAUUUGUGUGGCCACAAUAGAGAAUACAUGCUCCAGGAAUGAAGCUGAAUGACUGAUUUACUGUAGUUUGCUACUUCAAUGCUUGCUGGUAAUCGAAAGAAACCGUCUUUCAUUUAAUGUAUUUUAUCUUUGAUUUUUUUUGGGUUUUGAGGACUGACGCAGGGACACCCCUUCUUGGAAAAAAUCGUAGAUGGUCAAAAGGAGAAAAAAGAGUGAAAAAAUUACAUUCACCGUGUUUUGCCGAUGACUUUAAAAAAAAGACUGGAUUCAGACUUUUGAAAUCGUACUGUUGGACCUUGGUGACAGAAACUCCAACCACACACACACACCAUCGUGCUUUUCAGCAUCAUUGUUGACUUGCCAAAGUGGCUCCCUCCUCUCAACCCCAAGGUCUCUGAGCCGCUCGCUCAGAUAAACAACAUGGCCGGGGAGAACAGUGGCGUUGGUUUUCUUCUCUUAGAAAACGUUAGCCUUAAUAAACACAAUAUCCUACUUAGCAAAGCA